Manduca sexta (tobacco hornworm) is the source of this 1909-nucleotide messenger RNA. RefSeq names its product acyl-CoA desaturase-like. The record is from RefSeq and is a predicted model, not a curated record. Lineage: Eukaryota; Metazoa; Arthropoda; Insecta; Lepidoptera; Sphingidae. Gene Ontology annotation, biological process: unsaturated fatty acid biosynthetic process. Bases 580 to 1779 code for a protein of 399 amino acids. Gene Ontology annotation, cellular component: endoplasmic reticulum membrane. The transcript has 6 exons. Gene Ontology annotation, molecular function: iron ion binding; stearoyl-CoA 9-desaturase activity.
UAAUAUCCGUCUUAUAAUGCCAAUUGCAUUUAAAUAUUCAUUUUGAUCCAUACAACAUCCCAUACAUUUAUCUAGAUAUGAGAAUUACUUGCAUUAAACCUUCUUGCGGAGACUUUAUGUUAGAGUAAAGCAAUUACAAUUUACAACGCGAACAUAAUUGAGAGAUUUUUUUUUACUUAUAAUACGCGCACUUCUUUUAACGAUUUAAUUUAUAGCACUUUUUUCACUUUCCUUGUCCUAUACCAAUAUAGAGUCGCCCAAAUAUAUUUCAAUGUUGCAGAAAAUUUUUGGCAAAUUUUUACGUUCAGUCGCCUGCCUGGCGUCAGCCCCCUGAUUUCUGACUGCUUCUAACACUAAAGUUUCAAUUCGGUAUUCGAGAAAAGAAUAAUAUUAGCGCAACAUAUCAGAAUGAAGACAUUACAGAAAUUAGCCGUGGCCCGAGUCCUUGCACAAUUCCAAUCGAAUACAAUGCGCUUCAGCGUUUGAAACAAUAGACCAGUUUUCUACUAUAAAGGUUGGCGGUUAAUCUCAAACAUCAGUAUCAAGAGAACGACUACUCCAAAAACUAGUGGCUCGAAAAUGGCUGGCAUCACUCAAUUCCAAUCACAAACUAAAAAUGUGGAAUAUCAAAAAUAUAAAGAUAUUUAUGAAUUGGAAGAUGUGGAUCUUAAAAAAAAUACUAUACCAAAAAUAAUUGGAACCGAUUAUUCUUAUAAACACACGUGGGUGUGGAGAAAUGUGAUUGGAUUUCUAAUUUUGCACUUAUUGGGGCUGGUUGGAUUUUUUUUAGUUAUCACAGGACAAACUGGAUUUAGAACAUUUUUGUGGACAUUACUCGUGGCAUACCUGGCGGCUGAAGGUGUAACAAUAGGAGCUCACAGAUUUUACACACACAAAUCUUUUAAAGCGAAACCUAUUCUCAGGUUCAUUCUGAUAUUGAUGCAAACCAUGGCGGGCCAGAAUUCAAUGUUCGUCUGGGCGCGGGACCAUCGCCUCCACCAUCGUUACUCCGACACCGACGGCGAUCCUCACAACUCGAAGCGAGGCUUCUUCUUCUGCCACAUUGGCUGGCUGAUGAAGAAGAAGCAUCCGUAUGUUAUCGAGUUGGGCAGGAAAAUAGACAUGAGCGACUUGCAAGCCGACUGGAUGGUCAUGUACCAAAAGAAGUACUAUUAUCCCCUCUACUUGGCUGUUGCGAUCCUGUUGCCAAUGUUAGUCCCUGUAUACUAUUUCAACGAGGUAUGGUGGAAGUCACUCCUAGUGGUUUACUUCUUCCGUUAUGCAUUCUCGCUAAACGGGGCAUGGCUUGUGAACAGCGCAGCUCAUAUCUACGGAACAAGACCUUAUGACAAGAACUUGCAGCCAGUAGAGUCCUGGUUUGUCUCGCUAAUAACCUUCGGCGAAGGCUGGCACAACUACCACCACACGUUCCCCUGGGAUUACAAGGCAGCGGAACUCUCGACACAUCUGAAUUCAUCAGCAUUCAUUAUUCAACUCUGGGAGAAGCUUGGAUUGGCGUACGAUUUGAAAACCGCUUCUCCAGAAAUGGUAAAAAACAGAAUCAUACGCACGGGUGACGGCACUCAUUACCUACUAGGUAACGAUGAGUGUAGAACCGCAGUGACCGCAUUGGGACCUCUACAUCCACUGAACCCCUCGUACACGACCACACAGGAGGCACCUGACGCUAUCCUCAAACUGGAAGGACUCCCACUCUUCCACGAAAAAGACUUCUUUAAUGCCGACAGUGUUCUUAAGAGAAAAGUCGCUACUGCUUAAUUUAAAUAUAUAUUUUUUUGUUCAAGACGUUCUAUUUAUGAUUGUGAUUAUUUUUAUUUUUGUAGAAAAAUAUACGAUUUAUUAGUUACACUUACUUUAUUUUUUUUGGUCAUAAAAAUUACUAGACGUA